GUUGUUCAUGUUGUUCAUGUUGUUCAUAGUUUCAUGUUGUUCAUGUUGUUCAUAGGUUCAUGUUGUUCAUGUUGAUCAUAGUUUCACGUGGUUCAUGUUGUUGAUAACGUUCAUGUUUAAGGACCUUGGACCUGAGCUCGCUCAGUCUGUGUUGCAACCACGGUUCCCUGAACAGAUGCACAGAGUUCAUGGAACCCGAGUGUCACUCAGCCGUGAGCAAACAGAAAGGAAUGGACGUGCGUUGCUUUCCGUCCGCCGGCUGCAAACAUUACAAAUGAGUUCUCUUAGUGACGCUCCAGUUCCCAGAAGUGUCCCAGCCUUUGCUCCCUCCCUACAAAGGAUAAACACAUUAGUAGAGAUAUUUACAUCAACCUUUCAGUUUGUGCAUUUAGACCAGCACCUGGUGGUCUGCAUUUAGACCAGUACCUGGUGGUCUGCAUUUAGACCAGUACCUGGUGGGCUGCACUCAGACUAGGACCUAUUGGGCUGCAUUUAGACCAGCACCUGGUGGUCUGCAUUUAGACCGGUACCUGGUGGGUCGUCUGCCGAAGCCAGGAAACAGAAGCUUCGGCUGCGUUUGCUCUGAAGGAAAAAAAAGACCCCCCCCCUCUCAGUAAAUCAAAGGGGGGGUCAGUCUGACAGCUUCAGGCCUCAGCAGCGAGGGAAACUCCUCCUCCGAGUGACUCACCAGCGCUGUUGGCCUCGUGGGUUCCUCUCACGGCUGAGCUCUUCCCACGGCCCCGUGCCGUCUGGACUUGUCCCAGAUGAAGACUCUUGACUCCUGAACAGCAGCACUCGUCCUCCAGCGUUUGAAGUGACAACAUGCAGCUUUUUGAACCCAUAUUUUAAUGAACUGAGAUUACUUGAACCUUGCUGUCUCGGAUUAUCCCCGUCAGUCAUUCUGGGCUCAAACAAGCCAUGGGCCGGCCACCGGCACUGGGGGGCCUCCUGCUGCUCCUCGGCCUGCAUGGGACCUGUGGGGGGUUCAAACACGAGAACUGCACCGACUACAAGCUCCAGUUCGAGAGGGUGUUCUCGGUCCCCGGGGACACGGCCAUGCUCAACAGCACCUUGGUGUCUCCGGACGUCUUCGACUUCACGACCGUCCCGUUCAGCGUCACCUGGUACGACCCGAAGACCGGCCUGGAGAUGAGCAACCAGAGCGGCCGCGUGCUGGUGGCCGGGGAGAUGCUGUGGGUCCUGAACCUGCAGCUGGAGGACUCUGGGGAAUACGUGACCGUGCUGAGGACUCCGUCUCGGUGCUACCGGCAGGCCACCAAGCUGCUGGUGGAGCCGCCGCCGGCUGCAGAGUGCGGGCGGCCGAGGAAAGCUCGUCAGACGCUGACCAACACGGUCACAGACGUGCUGAACUGCCCCCUGAAGGACUACGUGGGCCAGCUGGACCGCUACAACGUCACCUCACACCUCACGUGGUACAGGGGCUGUGAACGCAUCGUGGACGGGAAAGGCCGGUACACCUACUUGGAUAAGACCAAACUGAAGAUCGACGGGGUGGAGCCUAAUAACAACUCCUCCUACACCUGCACCCUGAACUUCACGCUCGGGGGCAUGAAUGGAUCCGUGUCAGAGACCAUCGAGGCGUGGGUCUCAGAGAAGUACUCUUUGACUCCACAAAUCCGUGAACCGGCCAACCAGAGACUGAAGGCCCCGAUGGGGUCCAGCUACAGCCAGCGCUGCCGGGUGUUUGUGCCGUGUGUCGGGAAGCCACGCGUUGACGUCGUCUGGAUGGACAGACACUCUUCAUUCAUCCUCAAUACCAAACCCGACCACAUCUACACCUCCAAACAAAGCUUCUGGAGACAGGAACUCCCCCGAGGUGUUUGGUUGGAGCGGGUGCUGAUGUUCUCCCGGCUGACGGAGGAGGACUUCUACGUCAACUACACUUGUCUAGCGCAGAGUUCCAGGGGCACCGUGAAGGGCUACUUCAGUCUGCUGCCUGCAGAUCCCAACAUCAUCCUCCCCAUUGGCUCGGCGCUCGGCGGCGUGACGGCUCUCUUCAUCGUCAGCAUCGUCCUCUACUACCUCUUGAAGGUCGACAUCGUGCUGUGGUUCAGGAGAGCGUUUCCUGUCCUCUACACCAACACAGACUUGGAUGGGAAGUGGUAUGACGCCUACGUGGCGUACCCCCAGGCCUGCGCCGCCGGCUUCAGCAAGGAGGUGGAGGCCUUCGCCCUGCACACGCUGCCUCAGGUGUUGGAGGAGGCCUGCGGCUACAAGCUCUUCAUCGCGGGCCGGGACUGCAUGCCGGGGACGGCCAUCGUGGACUCAGUGGAGGAGAACAUCCAAGCCAGUCGCCGCCUCCUGCUGCUCUACACCGCCUCCACCUUCACCAGCAGGAGACACACAAACAACAACAACAACAACAACAUCUCCAAGAGCAGCGAUGGCGACGACGACGUCUAUCCGGACAGCCGACAGCAGCUGGAAUGUGUGACAGCGAUGCACCGAGCGCUGCUGGAGGGGUCACUGAAGGUGAUCCUGGUGGAGUUGGAGAAGAUCUCCCCGGCUCAGCUGGCUCUCUUCCCAGAGUCGGUGCGUCACCUGAGGAAGAAGCAGGGCGCCGUGUGCUGGUGGAAGAACCCGAGCGAGAGGCGAGGGUGGAGGACGUGCACGGCCUGCACGACAGAGGACCAAGAGGAAGGAGGACGGGACGCCCUCUGCCCCUCCUCCGGGUUUUGGAAGGAGUUGAGGUAUCGGAUGCCGGUGAGGCCCAAGAGGGCAAUGUACCCCGAGAAAACGGCCCUGCUGAACCUGUGAGAGGUUCCAGGGAAAAGCUGGUGAACUGGUGACCUCUAGUGGUGAGGAAUGGGAGCGCUCAACCCUCCCAGUGGAGGUCGUCCCCAUAGACCUCCAAGGCCAAGCUUCUCAUAAACAUGUUCACAGCCUCGGGCUCUACUAUAGCGUGGAGAAGAAAGGUGCACGUUUUGAACUUUACAAGUGGAACAUUUCUGAUGGCAAAAGGGCCACACGUGUACAUCAUGUACAUGAGAUACAUUACAUCACAUUACAUUUCAUGUCAUUUAGCUGACGCUUUUAUCCAAAGCGACUUACAAUAAGUGCAUUAAACCAUGAGUCCAAACUCAGAACAACAA
Cyclopterus lumpus (lumpfish) is the source of this 3113-nucleotide messenger RNA. Its product is annotated as interleukin-1 receptor type 1. Gene Ontology annotation, biological process: signal transduction. NCBI's taxonomy places the organism in Eukaryota, Metazoa, Chordata, Actinopteri, Perciformes, Cyclopteridae. The record is from RefSeq and is a predicted model, not a curated record. The coding region runs from base 919 to 2778 and encodes 619 amino acids. Gene Ontology annotation, molecular function: interleukin-1 receptor activity. The transcript is spliced from 12 exons.